GGACGGACGAUGACGCGGCGCAGAGCAUGUAUACGUGUUGAGAGAAAUACGACCGUUGGACAAAGAUAUCAAAACAACAAUAAUAUUACGAGUAUAUUACGCAGGAAUGAAAACCGAUAAAUAUGAUUAUUUAUUGCAUUAACAAUUAUGUACAUGACGAGCAAAAUAUAGUUUACUCGAGAGAGUUGAGGUUGGAUUGCGCGUGACGUCUUUGUGAUCGAGCACGAUAAAAUGUACCUGCGAGAACGAUGAGGUACGUAUUCAAUAAUUGAUUUUUUAUUUUGCAAUGGAGAGGUGGCAGGGGACCGAUUACUUAAACAUAUUGUGCCAAUCAAUUUAGCGUAUCCCUUCACAAACUUCAGGCUGAUAACUGAUGGACGACUUAUGGCUCUAUUAGAAUGAUAUCAAGAAUACGUUUUCCGUUUAUAUUGUAUGUCAAUAUUUUAUUAACAAAAAAUAUUAGUGUGUAAUACCGCAAUAUAUAUUUCAAAAAAGUUUAUUCGCAGCAUUAAAAGCGUACCUAAACUUUCUUUUAGAACAAUCACGCGGAACUAUAUUGUUUUGUAUUUUUUUUUUGUUAUUAUUAAUAAUCAUUAUGAAAAGUUUUCUGGUUUUUAAUAGCUGAUAAAGUGAUAACAUUUUUGUGGUAGGUACGUACAGUGGAGAGUCAGAUCUGCUCACAGAAUGUUGUCCGUUAUUAUUGACGAACUGUACAUAUUAUUUCAUAUUAGUCGAGCGUUGUAUACACAUUAUACUAUUAAAUAGAAUAUAUCGGUAAAUUAUAAUGAAAACGAAACAUAAUAAUAUAGUAACUAUAUUAUGCAUAAUAAGAUUUUCAAACAUAUUUUUUCGGGGCGGUCCCUAAACUUACAUAGCCGUUAGUAACUCGCGUAUAUGCCAUACGGUGAACGACAAUGGGACGUGUGCACGCACACACACAUGCGCGUGCGCGCACAUACACAUGGUACGCUGUAUUCUUCGCAUACGAAGACGAGGAGGCGGCUGGCUUAUAUAGUAAGUAUAUAUAAGGUGGCUGCAGACGAGAUCAGGACCGCAUUCCAAUCCGGGACCCGACGACGACGACGGCUACCUUGUGAGUUUUGGUCGCGCUCUCCGAGAAACGACGCACCUGGAAGAACGGGUCUCCGCGCUCCCACGUUAUUGUGUAGACACAUACGUGUACCUAUAUAUAUAUAUACAACAUCAUAAUAUUACAUAGCAUACAGACCUCAAUCAGCCGUUCGAACCGUCGCCAGCGCAGUCAUGUGCCGAACAUUGAGCCGUCCGCAUCCGAAAAUGGGUCUGAUCCCGAACAGCCACAGCAACGUCAACAACAAUUCCUACGUUAACCGUCUCAACAACUUAAAACAAGCGUUGAAACCGUAUCGAGACAACAACGCAAACUGUCUGCGACUGAUCACCAGGUCGGCUAGGGUGAACCUAAACAAGCAUUGGAAGAGCCUGGAGAAUCUGUUUACGGCUGGGCACGACCGUCGUGCAGACGUCAAAGAACGCGCCCAGAACGCGGUCAACGAGAUGCUGGAGAAUGGGGAGAACGAGAGACCCGCACCGGCGUCAGCUUACACCAAUCCGACGGCGGAUGCGGUCGAAAAAUUGCAACACUUGUACGUUAACGACCCGCGACGACCACACACUUGAUUCUUCGUAGUCGGAUGUGGGGUGGAUGUGGGGGAGGAGAAAUCGUAAAUAGUUUACCUAGCACACACUACAUAAUUAAUAUUAUACGUCAUUGUAACCGUCAUAAUAUUAUGUGUGCGUGCGUAUACCUCAUGUCUUUCGUUGUUUUUUGAUAUUGUUAUAUAUUUUAUUUUAUAUUAUUUAUUUUAUUUAACACGCGCACCAUCACGUUUUAUUUAUAUAUAUGCACAAUUUUACGCACUGUUUUCGCACUGGUUUUCAUCCGCACAAUUGCACCGACACGCACGCUUGUACGCACUUUUAAACGCACUCAAACACAUAAAUAGCACUAUAAUACAUUAAAUAUAAUAUUUAAUGUUCACUAUAUAUUCGCACUAUCGCACUCGUUAUAUGUAUGCACCAAUAUAUUCACAUCACACAUUAGACUUUAAGAAAAACAUUUUUCGUCCGACAAAAGACACUGUACCACACCGCAGGAUAGUCCGGAUCGAUAUUAAUGUAUAUACACCUGCACUUUAGAGUCUUUAGACUAUUAUACACUACACAAUACACAUAAUAUAUUUUAUUAGUUUUAAGUUAAUGUCAGCCAGUUAUUGGUGACUGCCGAUUACAGAUACUCAUCCUAAACAUAUUUUUAUACCUAAUUUGUAUGUCUUGUGACGUCGAUUAGAAGAAAUUAGAAUUUAGAAUAUUAUCAAAUUAGAUUAAUAAAAUAAUAUAUUGAAACUGUGAUUAUAUCGAAUUAAGUUUAUAUUUUUAUAUUUCAUUCGCUAUUAUAUUAGAUAUUAUUGAUGUAUUAAUAUUUUUAAUGUUUCGCUCAAUUUAUUAUAUUAAUUACAUAAAUAUCAAAACUUGAAAAAGUUUUGAUUAGACUAAAAUAUUAUAUUUUUUUAAACUUUUUUUGUUAUUUUUAUAUUAUAUUGUUAAAAGAAUAUUUGCUCAAAAAGGAAUAUAAUCCAUCCAUCUAUGUAUUUAGUUGUUAAUCCAAACAUAUUUUUAGACUAACCUUGAUGAAAACUGUCACCAAAUGUCUAACAUCAGACAAAUAAACAAAAAAAAUAAUUGAUAUAUUAUAUUGUAAUUUGUAAGCAAUUAUGAAAAUUAAUUUUGUGAUAACAUUUCUUAUGUGUCUUACGUUAUAAUAUAUUAAUAUGUAUGAAUUUAUUAUAAGAAUAUUUUUAAUUUUUAA
Aphis gossypii (cotton aphid) is the source of this 2848-nucleotide messenger RNA. RefSeq lists its product as uncharacterized. The transcript is spliced from 2 exons. Lineage: Eukaryota; Metazoa; Arthropoda; Insecta; Hemiptera; Aphididae. The record is from RefSeq and is a predicted model, not a curated record. The coding region runs from base 1264 to 1659 and encodes 131 amino acids.